AUGGUGGAAGCCGAGGAGAAACCUCUUAGCAGAGGCUCACACAAGGAAUCGCAGAUUAAUAACGUGGAGAACAACGACGAAGUUGGCAGCAACAAUGUCAUUCUUGACGACCGUGAUGCGGAGAAGAUACUUCCGUAUGAAGCAGACGAUUCCCCCUUCCCGGAGGUGCGAGCUGUUGUUCGGCCCGUAGACGAAGUCGAAUUGCCUCUAAAUACGGCUCGGAUGUGGGUUAUCGGCAUUCUGUUCACAAUUAUCGGAAGUGGAUUGAAUCAAUUCUUCAGCCUGCGGCAACCUAGUGUCAAAAUCAGCGCGCUGGUCGCUCAGCUGGUAGCAUAUCCCAUUGGUUGUGCAUGGGCGCGAUGGAUGCCAUUGGGCUGGCUUAACCCAGACCGCCGCUUCAAUAUCAAAGAGCAUGCUCUGAUCACGAUUAUGGCCAAUGUCUCGUUCGGCUCUGCCUCAGCGACUCAGGUCAUUGAGGUCAUGGUCAAAUUUUACCACAUGCCCUCGCAAGGUGGUUUUCAGGUGCUUUUAUGCAUCACGACUCAGCUAUUCGGGUUCGGUAUUGCGGGGAUGGUUUCGCGCUGGCUUGUGGAACCUGCCACAAUGAUCUGGCCACAGGUUCUCUCGAAUGCAGCCCUCCUCUCCACAUUGCACUCAAGAUCGAACAAGGUUGCCGAUGGCUGGGCCAUGACGCGGCUGAGUUUCUUCAUGGUUGUGUUUGUUUGUGGCGCCAUUUGGUAUUUUUUUCCAGGGUACAUCUUCACUGCCCUCAGCACGUUCAGUUUCGUCUGCUGGUUGGCGCCAUCAAACGUCGUGGUCAAUCAGCUCUUCGGGCAGAAAACUGGACUUGGGAUGUCGCUCCUCACGUUUGAUUGGUCUCAAGUCGUCUUUGCCAAUGAUAGCCCUCUCUUGGUUCCCUUUUGGGCAGGAUUGAACGUGAUGGGGUCAUUCGUACUUUUCUUCUGGAUUCUUGUCCCUAUCAUAUAUUACACGAAUACGUGGUAUUCUGCUUACUUGCCACUCCUGGACUCGAAUACUUUUGACAACACUGGCCGCAUGUAUGACACUCGACGUGUCAUGAACAUCAACAACGGCACCGUCAAUGUGGAGGCUUAUCGAAAAUACUCCCCAAUGUUUAUACCUGCUGGGUUUGCCGUCACGUACGGCGUGGCAUUUGCGAAUCUUACUGGGAUCUUCUUUCACAUAGCACUAUACCAUGGAAAGGACCUGAUUCAGCAGUGGAGUGGUCGACACAAGAAAGACAUCCACUCACGGCUCAUGCAGUCCUACGCCCCCGUUCCUUGGUGGUGGUUUGGUGCAGUGACGGUUCUGAUGUUUGUACUCAGCAUCGUCAACAACGAAGUGUGGGAAACUGGCCUGCCGGCGUGGGGCGUACUUCUAGCAUUCGUCUUGCCGAUAAUCUACUUCAUUCCCGUGGGAAUCAUCAAAGCUCUAACGAACAUUACGAGCAAUCAAUUGAACCUCAUCACCGAGUUUAUCGGGGGCUAUGCCUUCCUCGGAAAGCCCAUCGCCAACAUGGCCUUCAAGUUUUACGGAUAUGUGACCGUUUCACAGGGACUAGAAUUCGUGGCGGACAUGAAACUGGCGCACUACCUCCACAUCGCCCCUCGCACCCUUUUCUUUGCGCAAGGCCUCGCUACACUAAUCGGCGCGAUCGUGCAAUGCGGCGUGACAGUAUUCAUGCUCACACGUUUUGAGGGCAUCUGCACUCCUCAUGCUGAAGGCGGCUUCACCUGUCCCCAUGGCUUAGUUACAUUCUCUUCGUCCCUGAUCUGGGGCGCCCUUGGCCCCGCCCGCAACUUCGCGCCAGGCCAAAUCUACGGAAACCUCGUCUGGUUCUUUCUCGCGGGCCCAGUGAUAGUCGUAAUUACCUACCUCCUCGGGCGGCGCUGGAAAGUAGUAAAUUACAUAUCCUGGCCCGUCGCCUUCGGCGCAAUGAGCAUGGUGCCACCCGCAACAGGGAUUAACUUCUCAUCGUGGUGGGUUGUUAAUGUCAUCUUCAAUGGCCUUAUCAAACGGAAGCGUCCAGCUUGGUGGUCAAAGUAUAACUUUGUCCUCAGCGCAGCCCUCGACUCGGGUGUUGCCGUCUCGACCGUGGUCAUUUUCUUUUGUAUCAUGCUACCCGCUGGGCCGCUCAGAUGGUGGGGAAAUGAAAUCUUCAUGAGGACGGCCGACGGUCGAGGCACGCCAUGGAAGACUGUUUCCCCCGGUGAGCGGUUUGGACCUACCAGUUGGGAGUAA
Aspergillus mulundensis is the source of this 2262-nucleotide messenger RNA. RefSeq names its product small oligopeptide transporter, OPT family (gene optF). Lineage: Eukaryota; Fungi; Ascomycota; Eurotiomycetes; Eurotiales; Aspergillaceae. The coding region runs from base 1 to 2262 and encodes 753 amino acids. Gene Ontology annotation, molecular function: oligopeptide transmembrane transporter activity. The record is from RefSeq and is a predicted model, not a curated record. Gene Ontology annotation, biological process: transmembrane transport. The transcript has 6 exons.